AUGGAGGGCGCCGAGUUCGUCCAUGCCGUGGCGCCCGGCGUCACCGUGGCCGAUGUCACCGCGCCGCUGUAUACCCCGAUGCUGGUCCGGUCCUUCUUCCCGCUGGAUGGGCUGCAUGGCGUCGACGCUGCCGCGGGCUCGCACCCGCUCCUAGCCGUGCAGGUCACCGAGCUGGCCGACGGUGUCUUCGUCGGCAUGUCGCUCAACCACGCUGUCGCCGACGGUUCGGCCUUGUGGCACCUCUUCAACACCUGGUCGGAGAUCAGCCGUCAGAGUGACGGCGCCGACAUCUCCUCUCCUUUGCCGGUGCACCGGAGGUGGUUCCUCGACGGCUGCCCUGUUCCGAUCCCUCUGCCCUUCGGCAAGCUGGAGGACAUCCCGGUCAGCCGGCGUACUGCAGAUGAGCAUCCAUCAUCUGUGAAGGUGGAAUGCUUCCUCAAUUUCUCGGCCGAGAUGGUAAAGAAGCUCAAAGCAAAGGCAAACGCCGAGAUGUCCGGCACCAGCAAUGGCACCACCACCAUCUCGUCGUUGCAGGCCCUGCUCGCGCACCUAUGGUGGAUCGCGGUGACCCGAGCCAGGAGGCUGGCACCGGACCACAGGACGACGUACGUCAUCCUCGUCGGAUGUCGGGGCCGCGUGGAUGGCCUGCCGGCGGCGUACGCCGGCAACGCCGUUGCACGCGCCGAGGCGGUGUCGACCGCCGGCGAGAUCCUACAAAGGGGGCUGGGCUGGACCGGGUCACUGCUGAACAGAGCGGUGGCGUCGUUCGACGUGGCAACUCAGAGGGACAGACAUGCAUCCUGGCCGCAAGAGCAUUACUUCUUGCGUGCGCGCCCAACGGCCACGGCAAAGAUGGUGACGGGUGGCUCGCCGCGGUUCGACGUGUACGGGAACGACUUCGGGUGGGGCCGGCCGGUGGGCGUGCGGAGUGGCCGUGCGAACAAGAUGGGCGGGACGGCGACGGUGUUCGAGGGUAGAGACGGCGGAGGAAGCAUGGCUCUCGGGGUGUGGCUCUCGCCGGAGGUGCUCGCGAGGCUCGUCGCCGACGAGGAGUUCAUGAGCGCGGUAAGCACGGUCACGGCGUGA
Triticum turgidum subsp. durum (durum wheat) is the source of this 1086-nucleotide messenger RNA. Lineage: Eukaryota; Viridiplantae; Streptophyta; Magnoliopsida; Poales; Poaceae. The record is from the annotation of a GenBank genome assembly.